UUGCAAGUUGCCUGAAGACUGUAGUUGCAACUGUCAAAGGUAGAGUGGAUACGCGCAUGACCCAACACACUACUUACUAUAUUACUGUACACGGCGGAGAAGAUAAUAUCCGUAUUAAAAAAAACGAAAUAAUCCCGAGGUAAGGAACUGCAGACGGCACCGAAUGCGACCGAGGUCGAAUCUUUUCGUUCAUUUUUUCCUCUGCGGGGGCUAGGCGCGUGGCUAACGACCGACCGUGACGACUGUCAGUCCGCCUGCAUCAACCUUCCUGCACCUACGCUCAAGACAGGCAGGUGUGAUUGCCAUGUAACCCCAGGAAAGGCGCAUAUACCGCGCUAGGUGUAGCCCUACGGCCUGACCCUCACGUGGGUGACCCGGGCCACCCGGCCGCUCGUGCUGGGUGACUCCGACAUUCCAGGCAUGGAGACCCCCAGUAUCCCCCGGCUGGGGAAGCUGUCAUCAGGGGGGGCGUCAAGGGGUCGUCCCCCAAAACAGGCCCACCCCCAGGAGGCUGCCAGGACCACCACCACAGCCCCUGAGAACAGCAAACACAGUACACCCUGUAGUGAAAGAGGGGAGGGAAAGAAGAAGGGGCGUCCCACAGCUGAAGUACAGGAGCUCAAGAGUAUCCCUGCUAACAUGAUGGUCCAGUGGAAGGAGGAGUUUAAGAAGAGUCCCAGGGUAAAGUGUCCGUGUUCAGGCUGCUGGUUAGAGUUCCCCAGCAUCUACGGUCUCAAAUACCACUACCAACGUUGCCAGGGGGUGACCCUAGCGGAAAAGGUGAGUCAUGGCUGUCCGGACUGUAAGGCGGUGUUUCCCACUAAGGUCCGCCUCCAAAAGCACAAGCUGUGGAACCACCCCGAGAGGGCUACCAUCGAGACCAAGGCUGAGCCCAAACUACGUAAGACCCCCGUGAAGUGGACCGCCAAGAAAAGGCCUAUUGAGAACACUCCACCGUCGCCUGUGUUCUUCAAAGUCAAGAAGACCCAGGAGGUGUCUAGUCCCUCCCAGAACGGGGAGUGUGCCCCCCAGAGGGGAGAGAGGAAACAGUACACACACCCCCAGCCCCCUCAGCAGCAGGUCUCCUCAUCUGACACCUCCCCCAACACCCCGGGGGGCAGCGAGAGCGAAGGUGAGGGGAGCAGCCUGCCCCCACCAUACCCCAAUGAAGACCCUGAGAGGACAAGGCACAGACGGAAGCAGAAAACUCCUAAGAAGUUCACUGGAGAGCAGCCCUCUAUCUCGGGGACGUUCGGACUGAAAGGUAUGAACAAGGUAGAGGAGAAGCUGAAGGCUGGUCGUGUGAAGAGAUUAGAGGGGGGUCUGUUUAGCGAGGAGCCCCAGGGGAAGCACCCCGGUCCAGCCUCCAGGAGAGACCCACCACCCCUCACCUCUGGUACUCCAGCAGAGGCCCAGUGGCAGCAUGCCAUUACAGAGCGGGGGGAGGUGGUGUGUCCUACCUGCUCCAUUGUCACAAGAAAGACCGUCUCAGGCCUCAAGAAGCACAUGGAGAUCUGCCAAAAGCUCCAGGAUGCCCUGAAGUGCCAGCAGUGCCAGAAACAGUUCAGGUCCAAGGCCGGACUCAACUACCAUACAAUGGCUGAGCACAGCAGCAAGGCUUCGGGGAGCGAGGGCCAGAUGGGGGACGGGCAGGAGGAGAGAGAGAGGCUGCGCAGAGUGCUCAAACAGAUGGGACGAAUCAAGUGUCCUAGCGAGGGCUGCUCGGCCCAUUUCUCCAGUCUGAUGGGAUACCAGUACCAUCAGAAGCGCUGUGGCAGAGAGCUAUCAGAGGAGGACAAGCCUGUGUUCCUGUGUCAGCACUGUGGGAAGAGUUACCGCUCUAAGUCUGGCAGAGACUACCACCUCCGCACCGAACACCCCACCACCACCACUAACAACAAUACCAACAAUAUCAACAAUACCACCGGCAGAGGGGUGACAACAGAGGAGUCACAGCCACAGCCUGCAGGAAGGAGGGAACAGAACCACAUGGAGAGAGAGAGGAAGAAAAAAGAGAAGUGGCAGGGGUUGUCUGCGGGUAGGGAGAAGGAGAGAGAGAGGGAUGGGAGAAAGAGGGAGAGAGAGUGGGGUGGGGAGAGAGAGGGGCUGGGGGAGGACUUUGAGAGGACUCCUAGUGGUAGGGUGAGACGUCAGUCUGCUCAGGUAGCAGUGUUCCACCUGCAGGAGAUAGCAGAGGAUGAACUGGCCAAGGACUGGGGCACAAAGCGUCGCAUCAAAGAUGACCUGGUACCGGACAGCAAGAGGUUGAACUACACUCGUCCUGGCCUUCCCAAGUUCAGUCCCAAGCUGCUGGAGAGCUGGAAGAAUGAGGUCAAAGAGAAGGGCUUCAUCUGCUGCUCCAACGGAAGCUGUGAAGCUGUUUACUCCAGUGUGUCCGGACUCAAAGCUCAUCUAGCCAACUGUAACCAGGCAGGGGGCGAUGCAGGGAAGUACACCUGCUUACUGUGCCAGAAGGAAUUCAGCUCAGAGAGUGGUGUCAAGUACCAUAUCAGCAAGACACACUCACAGAACUGGUUCCGAGCCUCCAGCCACAUGGUGCCCAGCAGCAGCAUCAGCAGCAAGAGCAAACCGUCAGAGCACCAAGGGAUAGAGAAAACUGAGGUUAAGAACGGAGCCACCAUGGGAAAGAAGAGAGGCCGCAAGCCCAAAGAGCGCCCCCCUGAGGCCACCCCCGUCCAAACAAAUACUAUUUUCAGCACCACCCAAAACUCAGCCCCCACCCCGAACCCAACCUCAGCCCCCACCCCGAACAUGGCCCAGGCCAAGACCCCAGUCCCGACAGAGAGGGGGAACACAGGGAGCCUGACACUAAACAGACAGCCCAACCCACCCACCACACGGAGGAGUAAGCCCAAGUGGGUGCCCCCUCCUUCCGAGUAGCUCUGACUAACCCAAGAGCCAGAGAGGAUGCUAUCUAUGUCUAUCUAUCCACAUUACGCCAGUAAGCUCAAGGACGUUUUGGAUGCCUCAAGGACUGGGGGACAGAGAACGAAACUAAAAACAACUGCACUCUGAUCUUUGUGUUUCAACUUUAAAUAUACUGUAUACAGUUUGUGUCUACUGGUAUAUGUUGAUAUAACAGUCAUUUGCAUUUUGUUUCCUCCAUUCCAUUUCUAAGCAUCGUUUCAGUUAAACUAUUGACAACAGCGGUUAAUUGUAAUCAAAGUUAUAAUCCCGCUCUAUGUAUAAAUAGCAUUUUCUAAACAAAAGUAGUAUUUCUAAUUAAUGUUGGCAUAUUCCCUCUAUAUGUCUUUAGAUUCAUGUUGUGUUUGAGAGAUUUUUCAAAGGAUAUUCUAUUAGGAUGGUGAGGUACUGCUAGUGAUUUUUUUUACGGAUAAACUGUACUGUGUAUAUAUAAAAUAUCUCUAUAUAUAGAGAGAGAUAUAUACAUACUCAAAGCAAUGACGUCAUCACUCUUUUUUUCAAGGCAGGAAGGUCAAAUUUGGUCUAAAGCGAUCACACUCAUUUGCAUUUUUGUUGUUUUUCAUUUUGGCGUCUUUUGUUUUUUAUUGUGGCAGAAGAAUGUCGAGGUAGAGAGGGGUUUUUUUAUCAGUCUGCUUCAGUGCAAUAUGCUAAUUAGUUUUUGUCUCUUUCUUUGUUUUGUUUGGCUUUCUUUCGACGGCCCAAUGUAGUGAAAGACCACACUGUAACACAUACAUCAUAUUCUUUCCUGUGUUCUUAUGCUGUGGCUAAGCUACGUAGUUAUAGUCUUUGUUGCAUUUACACUGAAAUGUAGGAAGUUAGCACCAUUUUCACAAAAUGAUAUGAGAUUUUAUCGAAUUUUAGAGACAGUGAUUAGACCUUGGGGCAUAUGAUUGGGGAUGUUAACGCAAACAUUUCCACACUAAAAUCUAUAUCUACACCCAAGCAAUGUAAACAGCAUAUCCACAAAGUUUGAAGAUGUGUAGAUUUUGUUUUAAUAUAGGUUUUCACUGCUAAUGUUACAGAUUAAGGCCUAAAUGCUGAAUCUAACAAUGGGAAAGUACUUGUAGUUGCAACAUUGCAGCACAAUCAAAUUAGUUUGGGAGUGGGGAGGGGAAAACUGAAAACUAGCUGUUAUUUGCAGAGAGGUUUGGAACUCUCUUUGUUAGUGGUCUAUU
Molecule: messenger RNA, 4121 nt
Organism: Coregonus clupeaformis (lake whitefish)
Lineage: Eukaryota; Metazoa; Chordata; Actinopteri; Salmoniformes; Salmonidae
Product: zinc finger protein 512B
Exons: 18
Coding region: 421-2901 (826 amino acids)
Molecular function (GO): zinc ion binding
Source: RefSeq, a predicted model, not a curated record